UCAAGUUUAUUUAAAAGAUUCAUGAUGAGGUUGAAGAUAAUUAUCUCACCAGUCUGCUGCCUCCUUUCUCUGCUUCUUCUAAACCAAGUUGAUUCUGGACGGAUUCUGAGGACAAUCAAGGAGCGUGUGCGUGACCUGCAGCUGCAGAAAAACAAGCAGCUUCUCAUGACGCUAAUGGCCAGCAGUUAUCAGCCCCUCCAACAUGUGAAGGAGGCCUGGAUUCACCAGCCACUGGACCACUUUAACCGACAGGAUGUCAGCACCUUUCCUCAGAAGUUCUUUGUGAAUGAGGCUUACUGGCAGCACCCUGAUGGUCCAGUGUUUCUCUUUAUUGGUGGCGAAGGACCCAUCUUUGAGUUUGAUGUUCUGGCAGGUCAUCAUGUUGACAUGGCUAAAAAACACGGGGCUUUACUUCUUGCUGUGGAGCAUCGUUUCUAUGGCGACAGCAUAAACCCUGAUGGCCUAAAAUUGGACAACCUGGCAGCCCUGAGCAGCCAGCAGGCACUUGCAGACUUGGCAGUAUUCCACCAUUACAUAAGCCAAAGUUUCAAUCUGAGCCACAGAAACACCUGGAUCAGCUUUGGAGGAUCAUACUCUGGAGCUCUAUCUGCCUGGUUUAGAGGAAAGUUUCCCAGUCUGGUGUAUGGAGCUGUGGCCUCCUCUGCUCCUGUCAAGGCACAGCUUGACUUUUCUGCAUACAACAAUGUUGUCGGCUUGAGUUUGAUGAACAAAGCAGUUGGUGGCUCAGAAAAGUGUCUGGCCAAAGUCCAGGAAGCAUUUGUUGCUGUGGAAGCAGCACUGAUGGGAGGGAAUUCCAGCCAGGUGGCUACAGACUUCAACUGCUGUCAGAGUCCCAAAAAUCUUGAUGAUGAGAUUGAACUGAUGCAAAACCUGGCAGAUAUUGUGAUGGGAACAGUGCAGUAUAAUGAAGAGGGUGUGCUCCUGUCAAUCAUUGAGCUCUGUGGUGUGAUGACUAACACAAGUGAGCUGUAUAAGGGCGAUAUGGAGGCCUACAACCGCCUAGUUAAACUCUCAGAGAUUUACCGCUCCACUUCUGAGGAAGCAUGUCUAGACAUCUCUCAUGAAAAAACACUGAAGGAUCUAAUGGACACGUCUCUCCAUGCCAGCAAAAGAGCUGUGAGACAGUGGACCUACCAGACAUGCACUGAGUUUGGCUUCUACCAGACCUGUGAGGACACCACUUGUCCAUUCUCUGGGAUGUUAACCCUGCAGACUCAGACUAAACUCUGUGCUACAGUGUUUGGUAUUUCCCAGCAUUCCCUUCCUGCUCGCACUGCCUUCACAAACAGUUACUAUGGAGGAGACAACCCACAUACGCACAGGGUCCUUUAUGUCAACGGAGGAAUUGACCCAUGGAAGGAGCUGUCAGUGAUUCAGAGCAGGACUGAAGAGGGGGAUGAAGCUGAGACAGUUUUCAUUGCAGACACUGCACACUGUGCUGAUAUGUCGAGUGGAAGAGUUGCAGACCGCCGCUCACUGAAGAAAGCAAGACAGGACAUUGAAAAACAUGUUGGGAGCUGGCUGAGGACGGCAGCGCUGGAGAAGAUGGAGAAACCAGCAGCCUGACUCUGAUCAGAUCACAUGUAAAAUCUGAUCAGCUCUUAUCGCUUUCUCCUUAAACUGAUAAGAAAUAGUUUAUAAUCUGGCCUGGCCUGCUCUGCUUCAUCUGCCUCCUCCAUUUUCUCUGGUUCUCCAGCUCUUCAUGCUCCAUCUUCAACAGUCUCUGAGCAACGCCACUGAUGUGUGUCUAUGAGGUUUUUUGAGUUUGAAAGGUUUCUGACUUUAACAGAUGCUUCUUUUACCCUCACUGUCUUUGGUUUGGACUUUCUAUCCAACUGUUUUGGGGGUUUUGUCUUGGUUGGUAUCAGUUUAUUUACUUUGCUAUUCACAUUUUUAAUGAUAAAACCAACAAAAAGUUGAUGUCACCUUCCAACUCUAACCUUUUUCAGAGGAGAAACAUUUUUUACAGUUUAAUGUGUGUGCUUAGUUUUUCAGUUUUGAUCUCCUGUCAUUACCAUGUCUUGUCUCUAGGGUAUGAUAUUACCAUAUAGGUGAAAAACUUAU
Melanotaenia boesemani (Boeseman's rainbowfish) is the source of this 2085-nucleotide messenger RNA. Its product is annotated as thymus-specific serine protease. Gene Ontology annotation, biological process: proteolysis. The record is from RefSeq and is a predicted model, not a curated record. The coding region runs from base 22 to 1587 and encodes 521 amino acids. Gene Ontology annotation, molecular function: dipeptidyl-peptidase activity; serine-type exopeptidase activity. Lineage: Eukaryota; Metazoa; Chordata; Actinopteri; Atheriniformes; Melanotaeniidae. Gene Ontology annotation, cellular component: lysosome; endosome. The transcript is spliced from 13 exons.